UUAUUUUAUAAAAUUCAAGCAGCAUGAGUAUGAAAGACCUUCAUUCAUUGAAAAAAAGUAUUGUUCAUUUCUCUCUGAGAGAAGAAGACUCAAGAGAGGUGAAGAAAUGGCAGGUGGAUCUUUUGCAACAGAUUCUGUGGCUAAGGAGAGGGCACAACAAUAUAAGGGACGGGUCACACUUUAUGUCAUCAUAACAUGCAUUGUUGCUGCCACUGGAGGCUCUCUCUUUGGCUAUGAUAUUGGAAUUUCAGGAGGAGUUACUUCUAUGGAUGACUUUCUUCAGAAAUUCUUCCCUGAUGUAUACAAGCAGAAAAUGCACGCACACGAAAACAACUACUGCAAGUUUAACAGUCAGGCGCUUGCUGCAUUUACCUCUUCUCUGUACAUUGCUGGUUUAGUUGCAUCCUUGAUAGCAUCUCCGGUUACUAGGAAGUAUGGACGCCGUAUGAGUAUCAUUUGUGGCGGUAUGAGCUUUCUCAUUGGAUCAGCUUUAAAUGCUGCAGCUGCUAAUCUGGUAAUGCUUAUCAUAGGCCGGAUUAUGCUCGGUGUUGGCAUUGGAUUUGGAAAUCAGGCUGUUCCACUUUAUUUGUCAGAGAUGGCGCCAACCCAUCUUCGAGGAGGCCUUAACAUGAUGUUUCAAGUAGCAACCACUUUUGGGAUUUUCACAGCCAAUAUGGUCAAUUAUGGAACACAGAAUAUUAAACCAUGGGGGUGGAGGCUAUCUCUCGGCCUGGCUGCAGUACCAGCACUUUUGAUGACUGGGGGAGGUAUAUGUCUUCCUGACACUCCAAACAGCUUAGUAAAUAGAGGAUUGACAGAAAAAGCAAGGAAGCUACUUGAAAAGAUCAGAGGAACAGAUGAUGUUGAUGCAGAGUUCCAAGAUAUGGUCGAUGCUAGCGAGUUGGCGAGCUCAAUAAAGCACCCCUUCAGGAACAUCCUUGAAAAGAGAUACAGGCCAGAGUUGGUAAUGGCAAUCUUCAUGCCUACAUUCCAGAUCCUAACUGGCAUUAACUCCAUUCUAUUUUAUGCUCCAGUGCUAUUUCAAACCAUGGGGUUUGGCAGAGCAGCAUCUCUCUACUCCUCAGCCUUGACAGGAGGAGUUCUUGCUUCUUCAACAUUCAUAUCAAUAGCAACAGUGGAUAGACUUGGGAGGAGACCCCUACUCAUCAGUGGUGGAAUACAAAUGAUUACAUGUCAGGUUAUAGUUGCCAUAAUCUUGGGGGUCAAGUUUGGAGACAACAGAGAACUGUCCAAAGGCUUCUCAAUAUUAGUUGUAGUUGUGAUCUGCUUGUUUGUUCUGGCAUUCGGAUGGUCAUGGGGCCCGCUUGGGUGGACAGUCCCAAGCGAGAUAUUUCCAUUGGAGAUCCGAUCAGCAGGGCAGAGCAUCACAGUUUCUGUGAACCUUCUCUUCACAUUCAUAAUUGCUCAGGCAUUUCUGUCCCUCCUCUGUUCAUUCAAGUUCGGGAUCUUCCUGUUCUUUGCUGGCUGGAUUACCAUUAUGACCUUAUUCGUCUCUGUGUUCCUACCUGAAACCAAGGGCAUCCCCAUUGAAGAGAUGACAUUCAUGUGGAGAAGACACUGGUUCUGGAAAAGGGUCCUGCCUGCUGCAGCGUAAAUAUGACCAUUUCUUUCAAACCAACAAAGCUUACUAUUUACAGUGAUGUAAACAAGUAAAGCGCAAAACUAGAGCGCUAUUUAGUUGAACAAAAAAGGCGAAAUCGCGAAGUGGUAGAUUAGUGAAAA
Molecule: messenger RNA, 1743 nt
Organism: Arachis duranensis
Lineage: Eukaryota; Viridiplantae; Streptophyta; Magnoliopsida; Fabales; Fabaceae
Product: sugar transport protein 7
Exons: 4
Coding region: 107-1615 (502 amino acids)
Biological process (GO): monosaccharide transmembrane transport
Cellular component (GO): membrane
Molecular function (GO): monosaccharide transmembrane transporter activity
Source: RefSeq, a predicted model, not a curated record